AUGAUCCGACGGGGCGUUUUUUGGGAUCCGAAAACAAUCGUGGAACCGGUACAAGUACAAGUCAAGGAUUUUCUCAUGUCUUCUGCGUCCAUAUUCGUCCUAACUUUCGACUUUUGGCACUACUUCCAGCUCAGGUAGAGCUUCUAGACAGGAAUAAUAUAGUUUUACCUUUUUCAAGCUCUAAGUUUAUGAAACCAACAGAAGGCUUGUCGAAAAUCACCCAGGUCGUUGAUUUAUUGGAUCAUCCAAUGUUAAAAAAUGAAAAGCUUUCGGUUCACCGAGAAAGCUAGCGACAACUUCUGAUAAGAGAACCAAAAAAGUAAGACGAGUGCGGGUCCGGAAGCCGUCGGGAAGUUAGCCAAAGAGGUUGGAGCACGUCUCUGGCCGCCAAACGACACGCUAAGUGCGCAUUACUCCCUUUGACAUCCGGCAUUCUAAUUCAGUUGCAAACACGAGGCCUCUGGCGACGUCGAGAAGCGUCAACCCGACCGUGAGCCGAUUUGGGUUCAGUUCCUUCCGGCCAGAUUUGGCGCUCUUGGACGUUCCUCAGACUUCCUAGAGUUGAGGAAUUAG
Molecule: messenger RNA, 573 nt
Organism: Caenorhabditis auriculariae
Lineage: Eukaryota; Metazoa; Nematoda; Chromadorea; Rhabditida; Rhabditidae
Source: the annotation of a GenBank genome assembly